AUGAACCUGAAACCUCUACUGUAAGCGCCUCUUUCACCGCUGCACCACUUCACCUGUCGUCCAUCCGUUGUGUCUUUCAUCCUGUUGGAGGCCCCCGGUCAAACCUUCUGCUCGGCAGGUGCCUGGACGUCCCAACAGAGAGGACGAGGGCCUGGAUUGACUUCAUCUGAGUCGGAAACAAAGAGAGGAUUGGAAUUUGUAGUUUUUUUUUUACCCUCUCUUUUCCUUUGGGCCCUGUUCCUGUAUCUAUAUGCAUGCAGGACUUACACAGGAAAUCCCAUUUUCUGUUUAAGGUGUGAAAUAUGGAAGACCUGAGCUAAAGAUGGCAUCGGUAGCAUCAUAUUUUGGCCAAUUGUGUGGGAACGCGCAAAAGAAAGAGGAGGAGAGACUUUUUCGGGCUAAUGACAGACCUUUUAACCUCUCCUACCGCUAUGCUAACAACGCCAUCAAGACCUCCAAAUACAACAUUUUCACCUUCCUGCCACUUAACCUCUUUGAGCAGUUCCGGAGGCUCGCCAAUGCCUACUUCAUCUUCCUCAUGGUCCUUCAGGGAAUCCCACAAAUCUCCUCUCUCUCCUGGUUCACCACGGCCAUCCCUCUGAUUUUUGUGCUGUCUAUAACAGCACUCAAAGACGCCAGCGACGACAUAAACAGGCACAAAAGCGACAAGCAAGUGAAUAACCGCAAGGUGAAAGUCCUCAUCGAUGGAGAACUGAGAAGUGAAAAAUGGCUGAAUGUUCAGGUUGGGGACAUAAUCAGACUGGAGAAUAAUCAGUUUGUCACAGCAGACCUUAUGUUGCUUUCCAGCAGUGAGCCUCUUAACCUGGUCUACGUAGAAACGGCUGAAUUAGAUGGUGAAACCAAUCUAAAGGUGAAACAGGCCCUGACUGUAACUGGAGAAAGGGGAGACAGCAUCGAUGCACUGGCUGGCUUCAAUGGCGAAGUGCGAUGUGAGCCUCCCAACAACCGUCUCGACAAGUUCAAAGGUACCCUGACCCUGGACGGACAAACCUACUCUUUGGACAACGAUAAGGUGCUGCUCCGAGGAUGUACUCUGAGGAACACUGAGUGGUGCUUUGGUCUGGUUAUCUUCGGAGGUCCUGACACCAAGCUGAUGCAGAACAGUGGGAAGACAACAUUCAAACGGACGAGCAUUGAUCACCUGAUGAAUGUCCUGGUGUUGUAUAUCUUUGGUUUACUGGCAUCUAUGUGCACCGUUCUGGCCAUUGGCAAUGGAAUCUGGGAGGUGAGGGAGGGCUCAGUGUUCACAGCCUUCCUCCCUCGAGAACAAGGGGCUGACGCCGCCCUCUCAUCCUUCCUCUCCUUCUGGUCCUACGUCAUCAUCCUCAACACGCUGGUGCCCAUUUCUCUCUACGUCAGCGUGGAGAUCAUCCGUCUGGGGAACAGCUUCUUCAUAGGCUGGGACAGGAAGAUGUAUUACCCCAAGAAUGACACUCCUGCCCAGGCAAGGACCACCACGCUCAACGAGGAGCUGGGCCAAAUCAAAUACAUAUUCAGCGACAAGACCGGCACCCUGACACAGAACGUCAUGACGUUCAACAAGUGCUCCAUCAAUGGGAAAGCUUACGGGGAGCUGUUUGACUUUUCUGGUCAAAGAGUGGAAAUAACAGAGAAGACAGCGAGAGUGGACUUCUCCUGGAACCAGUUGGCUGAUCCAAAGUUCAUCUUUCACGACCACAGUCUGUUGGAGACGGUUAGGGAGGGAAACCUGGAGGCUCAGGCCUUCUUCCGCUUGCUGGCUCUCUGCCACACUGUCAUGCCUGAGGAAAAGAAAGAGGGGGAGCUCUACUAUCAGGCUCAGUCUCCCGAUGAGGGCGCUCUGGUGACCGCAGCGAGAAACUUUGGGUUUGUGUUCCGCUCACGUACACCAGAGACCAUCACAGCCAUGGAGAUGGGCAGAACAGUCACCUAUGAACUUCUGGCUGUUCUCGACUUCAAUAAUGUGCGCAAGAGAAUGUCAGUCAUAGUACGUAACCCCGAAGGCAAGUUGACGCUGUAUUGCAAAGGAGCAGACACCAUCAUCUUUGAGAGACUGCACCCAUCCUGUAACAAACUGAAGGAAGUUACCAUCGGACACCUCAACGAGUAUGCAGGCGACGGCCUCCGUACACUGGCCCUGGCCUACAAGGACUUGGAUGACAGCUACAUGGAUGAGUGGAGACAGCGCCACCACCAGGCCAGCACCGCCAUGGAGGGCCGAGAAGAGAGACUUGAUGAACUGUAUGAAGAGAUAGAGAAAGACUUGCUGCUGUUGGGAGCGACAGCUGUGGAGGACAAGCUGCAGGACGGUGUGCCACAGACCAUUGAGCAACUGGCUAAAGCUGACAUCAAAAUCUGGGUGUUAACUGGGGAUAAACAGGAGACCGCAGAGAACAUUGGCUAUUCCUGCAACAUGCUGAGGGAGGAGAUGAAGGAGAUUUUUGUUGUGGCAGCCAAUACGGCUGAAGAGGUCAAAGAGGAGCUACAGAAUGCAAGAAGGAAAAUGUGUCCAGAAGCUGCAGAGGAGCCAUCUGUAAUCAAGGCUCGCGCUGGCCUGUUUUGGCUUCAGAAGACCGAGACAGUACACGAUGAGAAGGUGGAUGGAGAUUAUGGCCUAAUAAUAAAUGGACACAGUCUGGCCUUUGCACUGGAGAAGGAGCUGCAUCUGGAGCUGCUUAGGACUGCAUGUAUGUGUCAGACAGUGAUUUGCUGCAGAGUCACCCCGCUGCAGAAGGCCCAGGUGGUUCAGCUGGUCAAGAAGUACAAGCAGGCCGUCACUCUGGCCAUUGGGGACGGGGCCAACGAUGUCAGCAUGAUCAAGGCUGCUCACAUCGGUGUAGGUAUCAGCGGUCAGGAGGGCAUGCAGGCCGUUCUCUCCAGCGACUACUCCUUCGCCCAGUUCCGUUACCUUCAGCGCCUCCUGCUGGUGCACGGCCGCUGGUCCUACCUACGCAUGUGCAAGUUCCUCCAAUAUUUCUUUUACAAGAACUUCACCUUCACCUUUGUGCAUUUCUGGUACGGCUUCUUCUGCGGCUUCUCUGCACAGACUGUGUAUGACGAGUGGUUCAUCACCUUGUACAACAUGGUUUACACAGCUCUUCCUGUCCUCGGCAUGAGCAUCUUUGACCAGGAUGUGAAUGACCGCUGGAGUUUCCAGUAUCCUCAGCUCUACACUCCGGGCCAGCUGAACCUGUACUUCAGCAAGAAAGCCUUUGUGGUCUGUAUGAUGCACAGCUGCUACAGCUCCCUCAUCCUCUUCUUCAUCCCGUGGGCCGCCAUGCACGACACGGUCCGAGAUGACGGCAAAGACCUGGCCGACUAUCAGUCCUUUGCUUUAUUGGCACAGACCUGUCUGCUGAUUGUGAUGAACAUACAGCUAUGUCUGGACACCUAUUACUGGACAGCGGUGAACCAGUUUUUUGUAUGGGGCAGCCUGGCCGCUUACUUCGCUAUCACAUUAACCAUGUACAGCAAUGGCAUGUUUCUCAUCUUCACCUCCUCUUUUCCCUUCAUCGGCACGGCAAGAAACUCUCUGAACCAGCCUAACGUGUGGCUCACCAUAUUCCUGACUUCCCUCCUCUGUAUCCUGCCUGUGGUGGCUUCCCGCUUCGCUUUCAUUCAGCUUCGGCCCACCAUCAACGACAAGGUGAGACAGAAGGUGCGGAAGGAGGCGCUGCCAGCUCCUGCACCUCGCCGUCCACCUGCCAGGCGUAUCAGCACCCGCCGGUCUGGCUACGCCUUCUCCCACGCCCAGGGCUACGGUGAUCUGGUGACAUCCCGGAGGUUCCUGCUGAAACUACCCCUGAGGAGUCGACCGGCGCUGUUUACACAAACAGACUCGCCACUGGCUCAGAAUCAGCCACAGCUCUACCGCACCAUUGCAGAGGUGGCGGAAGAGUCACAGAGCCCUUAGACAGGAAGUGUAACUGUGGCACAGUGCGCGGAGCCAGGAGACCCUGUUUUUAUUUUGGAGCAAAGGGUAAAGUUCACCAUCUGGAAAGUUUCCAGGUCAAACCUUAACACCUGAAAACUGAGUCUGACUUGAACUCAAGGUUUUUUUCUAAUGGAUGUUAAUGUCACUGUGAAAAUGGGAUCACGACUUGGCAGCACGUCGAUUUUAAAA
Messenger RNA from Etheostoma cragini (Arkansas darter), 4123 nucleotides. Its product is annotated as phospholipid-transporting ATPase ID-like. The coding region runs from base 323 to 3913 and encodes 1196 amino acids. Gene Ontology annotation, biological process: phospholipid translocation; Golgi organization. Gene Ontology annotation, cellular component: plasma membrane. The record is from RefSeq and is a predicted model, not a curated record. Gene Ontology annotation, molecular function: ATPase-coupled intramembrane lipid carrier activity; magnesium ion binding; ATP hydrolysis activity. The transcript has 28 exons. NCBI's taxonomy places the organism in Eukaryota, Metazoa, Chordata, Actinopteri, Perciformes, Percidae.